CCGCGCAGGGUUUAGGGUUCAGCGGCGGCGGCACCAGCUCCCUCCGCCCUCGGCCACCGCCAACGAGGCGAGUUGCCGGCCAUGGCGUCGAUCGCGUCGCAGCUGCAGGCCAUCAAGUCGGCGCUUGGAGCUGCGCCCGAGGCGGCGCGGCGGCCCAUCACCCGGCCGUCGGUGCUCUUCGACGCGAAGGAGGCCGCCGAUAUCGACCUUCGCGCCAUCCUUCCCAUCGCCCUCUCCGGGUUGGAGCACCUUGCCAGUGUGGACGAGAGGUUUGCUAGGUACAGCAACACUCUGUUCAGGGAGACUAGCCUUGAGGUGAACCGUGAACAGUUAACUCCCAAGGAGAAUGAUAAACUUAACAAGUCCAUCUCCACCUACCUUCGCCUUCUAGCUGGUUACUUGCAUCUUCCAUCUGCCCUCAAGACCCUUGAGUACCUUAUCCGCAGAUACCUGGUGCAUGUAUACAAUUUGGAUGAGUUGCUGCUGAGCGCGCUGCCGUACCAUGAUACACAUGCAUUUGUUCGGAUUGUGCAGUUGGUCAACUUAGGGAAUAGUAAGUGGGCAUUUCUUGAUGGCGUGAAGUCCUCAGGUGCACCGCCACCCAGGAGUGUUCUAGUGCAGCAGUGCAUCCGGGAUAAGGCCGUGCUGGAGACCCUCUGUAACUAUGUAACACCAACAAGGGAAUUCAGUCACUCAAGGACAGUCGUCUGCUUUUGCACUGCUGUGAUUGUGGAGUGCUUGGGUGCUGUUCCAAAGCUUGACACAGAUAUAGUACAGAGGGUCCUGGGAUUUGUGUUUGACUCUCUUAAUCCUGAAAUAACGGGAGAUCAGGAUUAUAAGGCUGGCGCUCUGAUGAUUGUUGGAGUACUUGCAACGCGGGCAUCUCUAGCGCCAAAACUUGUCCAAAAUUUGAUUUUCUUUGUUGCAAGGAAUGCACAACAUGAUGCAUUUGAGUCAGUUGACUUACCAUGGCUUCGUGUCACAGUGAUGGCUAUUAUAAGUCUUGUUCAGUCACAAUCGGUCCAUGACUUCCCUAAGAAGGCAUUGAUGAUUUUGAAAGACAUCAGGGAUUUUUCUGGUGUACUUUCUGUAUUAUCCAGUGAGUACAAUAUUGAGAGAUUUGUAAGGCUUUAUGUUGAAUCAUUGGUUGACUACAGUACUUCUGAUGAUUCCUGCCAUACACACCUCAUUGAAACUAUUGAGACUCUACCAAUGGAGAACUCUGUUGAAAGAAUUGUGAGCAAGGUUCUUGGUAGCUGUAGCAAGGUAUCUCGGACCACUGAAAACCCGGAUAUAAAAGGAAUUUGGGCUAAGAAAAUCUUGAGCACGAUCGAAAGAAAAUAUCCACUGGAGCUACAUGAUGCUAUUCGUAAAUUUCUUGAGAAAUCUGAAAUUAACUCAACGGGAGGGGAUUCUUUAUCUGAGGUGUUUGGCUUAGUGUUUGAUGAAAGCAAGAAAAUUCCAACUGAAAUAGCUGACUCAAACAUUUGGUUCAGCCUGGACCAUCCAAAGGCUAUGGUACGCCAAUCAGCCCUCUCAAAAAUUGCUACAUCUGGCAUCUUCAACAACAGUGCUCUAAAUCCACAGAGACUUAUCAAUAUGCAAGAUGCAAUAUUGCGCAGUAUGUAUGAUGAUGAUCUAAGUGUUGUCCAAGCUGCCUUAUCCAUAGAAGGACUAGCAGCUGCUGUUGCCUGUCCUGAUAGCCUUCUAAAAGCAUACGAUGACGUGCUCACCAAAUGCAUCAAAAUCAUUAACAAAGGUGGUUCAAAAGCAUCAAAGGCUUCUGAUGUUGCUGUUUCUUGCUUGGAAAAGAUGGUUAUUGAAUAUCAAUCCCAUCAUGUGGAACAUGCCAAGGACAUAGCUGCAGUAGUUUUUCGUCUCCUUAUUAUUCACCCAAAGACCCUUAGAGUGAACUUAAAGGCCCUGGAGCUAGCUAAGAAAAUACAAUGGGAAUUCUACACAAGUAGUUCUCUUGUAUGUGAUGAGGUCACUGUUCAGAAAAUGAAGGAGAACAUGAGUGCAGACUCCAUUGCUUCCAUUAACAUGAAGAAUAUCAAAGCUUUUGCUGAGACUUUCCUAGCUAACCCAAAUAAGCAUGUAGAGUGGUUGGCUAACUCUGGAAAUGGAACUAGAUUUUCUAGAACUUUGUUUCUACUUGUAGUAUUGGAAACACUUGUUGUUCCCUCAGAAGCUUUGGACAAGCAAGUGAGUCUCUGUAAAGCUUGUUUGCCAGCCCUGAAGGAUGAAUGGCAUCACAUACAGCAUGAAGAUAAUGGUGUUUGUGAUGAGAUAAGCAUUGAUAAGCUUGAGAAGUGCAGUUUAGAAUUGGUGAAGCAUAUUUUCAACAGUGAUACAGAGGCAUUGAAUGCUAGAAUCCUUUCCUGUAUAUUUUGGGGACUUCUAAAGGUGCAGUCCUCCUAUAUUAAGAAGAAUUUUAUGAUUGGCAGUGAUGAAAAUGCAAUGCUCGAUGAUUUGUUUCUCUUCUUUGUUACAUCGCCUGGCAAAAAUGUCUUUCAGAAGCACUUAGAGUAUCUCAUCAUUAAUUGCACUGGAGCACCUUUUCAAUUUAUUUCGAAGUACUUUCUGGAUGAAGAUUCGUCAGAUAGAGUUCAAGUGGAGAGUCUUCAUAUGCUUGCUUCUAUAUGUUCUAAGUGUGCUUCCUCUGAAAGUAGUAGCUUGGAUGAAAGCAUAUGGAUGCAGCUUCUGCUCGGCUUUCCUUCUGUUAUUCUCCCACUUGCUCAUGAGAACAGGGAUAUAAGGUCAUCUGCUAUUAAGUGUGUUGAGGGGUUCUCUUUGGUGUGGCAGCGCUUGAGCACUUCUGUACCAAGAAAUGGUAACACCAUCAAAUUGCCGCAAUGCAUGUCAUCUCCAACUUUUGGUGUUUUCCUCGAGUCGUUGGUUAACCAAAAGACCAUGAUCUCCUCAGAUGCAAAAUUUUUUCCUGCAUAUAUUUCAUCAAUGCUAAGCCCACGCCAGGACAUGAUAAUUCCAGAGAACCUUCAUGAAAGAUUUGACCAGCCAACAAAAGAUGCUCUCCUUCAUUUCAUCUUGCACUCUGCUUUGAAGCUCACUCCUUACGGAAAGUUCAUGGUUCUGUCAAUCCUGAAAGGAGUAGGAGGCAUCUUAUUUAAGGCAGAGGACGUGAAGUCUUUGUUCUUUGAUCUUCUGGACUGUCGUGAUCAAUAUCAGAAUCAGCGUGAUUCUAAGCAAAGCUUAUCUACCCAUGAAAUUCAAAUCCUAUGUUUGCUUUUGGAGGUUUUGUUCUCACUUCCAGAUUGUGCAAAUAUUGGUUUUAACAUGUCUGAACCUCUGGUGAGAGCGUUAAAGGUUGAUGCUCUGUCUCCAGAUGAUCCUGUUGUUGUAAUGCCAUGUCUUACUGUCCUGCGGACGCUUCAACCAGUGUUCUUUGAUAAUUUGGAGACCGAUACUAAGGAAAAAGUUUUUGGGUGCCUUAUUUCUUUGUUUCGAACUGAAAACAUCGAAAUUCGAAAUGCCACACGGGAUGCUCUACUGCGAAUUAAUGUUGAUGCUUCUGCUGCGGUGAAAUUUAUUGAAUUAAUUGUUGCACUUGGUGAUGCAAGAGGACGGUCAAAAAGAACAAAGAGAAAGGAUGAUCUGAGUCGUGAUGCAUUUAGCAGUUUUGAAGAGUUAUUUGGAGAAAGCCCUAUAGCUUCUAUUCUGGUUUCUCUUCUAGAUAUUUUGUUUCUUAAGAAAGAUGUGAACCAAAGGAUGUGUUUACUACAACCGCUUUUCCAGAUUCUAUCAAAGCUCCUUUCUGAUCAAUGGAUUUCAGAGAUUGUUUGUCAGUAUACCAACCAACAUGAUACCUCAUCCGAAACCCCUGAUAUAUCCAACUCCAUGAAAGAAGCUCAGCACUUGAUACUGCUGGUCCUCAAAGAUAUUGCAGAUACGUUGCAUUCGCAUUCGCAUCACCAGGAUGCAAUGUUCAGAAGCUCAGAUGUUGAUCUUCUUAUUAAUUACAUACGGUCUGUCAAGGAUGUAGCAACUCGGAAUCACGGGUUUUCCUUGAUAGCUUCUUUGGGAAAGGCUUGCCCACAACUGUUGUCAGAUAGUAUUGUUGAUUUAUUUCUGGUUAUUGGAGAUGCUAUAAAACAGGAUGACAGCCAUUCUCAAUGUGUUUUGGAGGAUUUACUAUCUGUCUUGGUUCCAUGUUGGUUAUCGAGGAACACAAGUAUAGAAAAGCUUCUUCAGAUAUUCAUUAAAGCUUUAGCAGAUAUUCCUGGACAUAGGCGGUUGACGCUAUUGGUUUACCUCUUGAGGACCUUAGGAAAUGAAAGCCAUUUGAGUACUGUGAUCAUGCAUCUGCUGCAAUCAUUGGUUAAGAGGAUUUCACUCUCUCUUUCUGAACAUCAGGGAAGGCGUUGGAGUGCUUUGUCACAGGAGUGGGAAUAUGGAUUGGCAGUCAAUGUUACUGACCAAUAUUCCUAUAAAUUAUGGUUUCCUUGUUUCAGUAUGCUACUAAAAGAAAUCAGGGUGCAUGGGAGGCAAGGACAUCUAAUGCUACAUUUGGCAAUGAAGCUCGUUCUGUCCAAGUUGCAAGAUACAGAGUUGAUUUUUGAGCUUGAAUCUGAUGAGGCUGCUAAUUUUAUCCAGGGUUCUCUUGGAGCGCUUAUGGAGGAAGUUGUCCUGUGUACUGUGUGUACUAAAGAUAAAAAAAGAGAAUUUUCUGGUGAUAUUAUAAAAGAACUCAGAGAGUCUGCAAAUAUGAUACUCAAAACGAUUACAGGAUGGAUGAGUGCUUCAACAUAUUUCAGAGGAAUUACCCAGUUGUUGGAUUAUUCGGACAACCUUGUGAAAAGAAAGACACUUGGGAUAUUGUCUGAAACUGCCAGAGGAAACAGCUUGGUUCAGAACAAGCAAAGGAAAGCACGAAAACUGAAGCAUAGCUCUGUUAUAACUGUUAUCAAAGUGGACAAGAGUUCUGGUCCAUAUUUCAGCAACUUGUGCUUAAAGAUUCUUGAAUUGAUUGACAGAGUGGUUGAUUUGGACACUUCAGUGAAAAUUGCUGCUAUUUCUUCGCUUGAAACGCUAGCGAAAGAAUAUCCCUCUGAUUAUCCAGUUUAUAGCAAGUGCCUCUCAACAAUCGUCAAUCACAUUGGCUCUGCUGAUGCAGCUGCGUCUUCUGGAUUAAUUCAUACUGUUGGCUCUCUAAUAAACGUGCUUGGAUCAAAAGCAUUAUCAGAGCUCCCAUUAGUUGUGAAAAAUAUAAUGCUAAUAGCUCAUCAAAUUUCAUGUUGUCCUAGUGGAAGUUACGCCCAUGGUUCUACUAGAACAGCCACCAGACUUUCUAACCAAGAUACAGCUAUACUGCUAUCUUCACUGAGCACGAUUGAAGUGAUUGUGGAAAGGCUGGGUGAAUUUGUUAAUCCAUAUUUGAAGGAAAUACUCGAUCUGGUGGUAUUGCAUCCUGAAUGUUGUGCUCAUAUGGAUGCCAAAUUAGAUGCAAAAGCAGCAGAUGUUCGGAAGCUACUGACAGAGAAAGUUCCAGUGCGGCUUAUUCUUCCUCCUUUACUGGAUCUAUACUCCGUUGCUACUAAUUGUGGGGAAACAAGCCUUUCGUUGGCAUUUCAAAUGCUUGCUAGUCUUGUUAGUACAAUGGACCGGCUGGCUGUAGGAACUUACCAUGUGAAAAUAUAUGAACAUUGUUUAGCAGCACUUGAUAUCCGUCGCCAACAUCCUGACUCUUUGAAGAAUAUAAAUAUGGUUGAGCAAAGUAUUAUUCAUGCCAUAAUUACUCUCACAUUGAAGCUUACAGAGGGCACUUUUAGGCCCCUUUUUCUUCGUACUCUGGAAUGGGCCGACUCUGAAGUUGAUCAGUCAUCAUCAAAGAAAAGUAUAGACCGUGCAAUUGUUUUUUACAAAUUGAUCAACAAACUUGCUGAACAACACAGGUCCUUGUUUACACCUUAUUUCAAGUACCUACUUGAGGGAUCUGUACAAUAUCUGUUAGAAGAUGAUCCUUUGGUCGGUUCCAAGCAAAAAAAGAAGAAGAAGGCCAAACUUGAUGUUCAAGUCGAACAGAAGGAUAAUUUAUUUGGACUAAAACUGUGGAAUUUAAGAGCUCUGAUUUUGAAGUCCUUACACAAGUGUUUCCUUUAUGAUAAUGAACAGAAGAUCCUAGAUUCCUCUAAUUUCCAGGUUCUCCUCAAGCCAAUAGUUUCCCAAUUUGUUGUGGAACCACCAGAAUCUAUUGAAUCACUUGUGGAUGCUCCAUCGGUUGAAGAAGUAGAUGAAGCUCUUGUUUUGUGCUUGGGGCAAAUGGCUGUCACUGCACGCUCGGAUGUUCUUUGGAAGCCUCUUAACCAUGAGGUGCUGAUGCAGACCAGGAGUGAUAAAGUUCGCCCCAAAUUGUUGGGCCUGAAGGUUGUCAGGUACAUGGUCCAGCACCUGAAGGAGGAAUACGUCGGUCUCCUCCCAGAAACCAUCCCAUUCCUUGGCGAAUUACUUGAGGAUGUGGAGCUUCCUGUCAAGACACUGUCGCAGGAGAUCUUAAAAGAGAUGGAAACCCUCAGUGGCGAAAACCUCCGGCAGUACCUGUGAGGCUGGUUGGCAGAGGCUGCGCAGUGUCAAAUCUAGCCCCUUGCGCUGAACUGUAGAACAUCAGGCAUGCUCAUUUCCUGUAGACCACAUCGAACAUAUGCAUUCAAUCUUUAGGCAAGAUACCCUUAAAAAAGUGUAUGUAAAAAAUAAUUUUGAAUCUGUUUGGCCUUGAAUGAUGUUGACCUUUCGGGAUUACGCUGUCCUAUGUCAAAUCACGCGUAUAGCAAGUGAUGAGCAUCUCUACUUUAAUCUGUCGUAAUUUGUAAAUUUGUAUU
Molecule: messenger RNA, 6836 nt
Organism: Panicum hallii
Lineage: Eukaryota; Viridiplantae; Streptophyta; Magnoliopsida; Poales; Poaceae
Exons: 39
Coding region: 82-6561 (2159 amino acids)
Biological process (GO): maturation of SSU-rRNA from tricistronic rRNA transcript (SSU-rRNA, 5.8S rRNA, LSU-rRNA); positive regulation of transcription by RNA polymerase I
Cellular component (GO): 90S preribosome; t-UTP complex; small-subunit processome
Molecular function (GO): snoRNA binding
Source: RefSeq, a predicted model, not a curated record